UUCUUUAUCUAUGGCCCACAUGAUUCUAACCCUUUAUUUUAAUGUCAACUUUAAAUAAUUUGUUGCAUAGGUUUGUUGUUAAUUAUUUGUUGAUAUUGAACUGGUAUCAAAUUAUUUAUUAACGAUUCACAAUUUUAAUCAAAAUGUUGCGUAGGGUUCCAACAGCUAUUGAACCUAAAUUAGAUGAUAUUACAGAAUAUGAACAACAUAUCAGAAAGAUACGACAAGAGAAGUUACAAAAAAGUCUUGCCUCAGACUUACCUUCCUUCCAAACUGGUCCUAAAAGUAAACAGGAAGUAUACAACCGAAUUGGAUACAAUCCACCUCACGCUUCUGUUUAAUUUUUAUUUAUAUUAAUUACUCAUAAAAUACCAUAUGCUCGAAAAAAAACGGCGUCCAGUUGGCUGGGAAAUGAUGAUCGAUGACAUUUCUCUUAUAAAAUGACAGUUAUCUUCAUUUCAUAGCCAUCGCUGACGCCGUUUUUUUUUUCGAUUAUACGGUACCUAUAUAAUAUUGGUUUUUAUGAAAAGCAUCUUACUGUGUUUAUAAGCAUUAUAAGGAUUAUUUUUUAAUAUAAGUAUAUUUCAAUAUUUAUUCUUUAAGACAUAAAUAUAUAUGUGGGGUGAAUUAGCCGGUGGUCGGAUCGUUUAAAAAAGUUGACUUUAAAUCGUUGAUUAAAUUUUCUUUAUUGAUGGCAUGGAAAUGAAAUUUUAUGAAAUAGAUAGUGUGGUUAUUGGGCUUUAUGUUAAAUAUAACAGUUUUUUUUGUAAACCUACCAAUGAUUUUAAUUGUAUUUUUAAGUGGUAAAAGUGCUGUUUUGUCAGUAAUCAGACAGCGCUUGGCAGUGUCUGGCCGGGUAGUUACCAGAAGUCGGACACUUUAUGAUUGGCUGAUUCUGCACAGUCCCAUAUUUAAUAUAUGUAUAAUUUUAAAGCAAAUUUAUCUUGAACAUUAUAUACCGUAUUUUCCAAAAUCUCAUAAAAAAUCAGUCUGAACCCUGCAAUAUGACGUCGAAAAGAGGCUACUGUCCGACCUCUCAAAAAAUAUAUUUAAUUUAGCAUUGACCAGUGGUCGGACAACUUUUAUUUCCUUUGAUCUGCGUUUGUGUUGAAUUUUUGCUGUCCGACCACUAAACACUACCAAAAACUCACGUUUCAUUAGAUUUCAAACGAAAAAGACAGUAGAUAUUACAUAUCAAUUAUCAAGAAAAAAGACUAAAACAAAAGAGUUAUUUUUCCAGUUCCAACAAAAUUAUAUAUGAGUUUAUCGGACACAUAAAUUAACAUUAAAUAUUAAAAAGUAUCCUAUUUUGUUAUUUAAAAUAAAAGUUUAGACUAUUCUAUACAGGGUGCUACACAUUCGGGGUACGAGCAUUGGUAUCUCGAUAACCGUAAUAGA
This is a messenger RNA of Sitophilus oryzae (rice weevil), 1398 nucleotides long. RefSeq names its product anaphase-promoting complex subunit CDC26-like. The coding region runs from base 144 to 341 and encodes 65 amino acids. Gene Ontology annotation, biological process: anaphase-promoting complex-dependent catabolic process. The record is from RefSeq and is a predicted model, not a curated record. Gene Ontology annotation, cellular component: anaphase-promoting complex. The transcript is spliced from 2 exons. NCBI's taxonomy places the organism in Eukaryota, Metazoa, Arthropoda, Insecta, Coleoptera, Curculionidae.